Molecule: messenger RNA, 1061 nt
Organism: [Candida] anglica
Lineage: Eukaryota; Fungi; Ascomycota; Pichiomycetes; Serinales; Debaryomycetaceae
Source: the annotation of a GenBank genome assembly
UAGACGAAAAAUAAAAUAAAAGACGUAACACAAGAUUCAUCUCUUCAUACUAAAUAAAAAUGACAACAAAGGACGAAUCAUUAGCAAUUGAAACUACAAAUCUUACUUAUAAGUUUGGUACCAGUGAGAAGAUUGGCCUUGAAAAAAUCAAUUUACAAAUUCCAUGGGGUACUACGAAUUUACUUGUUGGACCAAAUGGUGCAGGUAAAUCAACCUUAUUAAAGAUUCUUGCUGGGAAAACGUUAAUUAAAGAAGGAUCCUUAAAGAUUGGAGGCUUCGAUCCAUUCAAGUUCUCGAUUAAUCGUAAUGAGCAACACAAUUCCGACAUCAAUAAUCAAAUCACAUAUUUAGGAACUGAAUGGGCUGCGAAUCCAGUGGUUAAACGAGAUAUUCCAGUCAAAUUGUUAGUUUCAUCCAUUGGAGGAGAAACCUAUCCUGAGAGAAGAGAUGAACUUAUUCUGAUUAUGGACUUGGAUCCGGAUUGGUCCAUGGCGUACAUUUCUGAUGGUGAACGUAGAAGAGUCCAGUUGGUCAUGGGAUUGUUAAAACCAUGGCGUUUACUCUUGUUAGAUGAAGUGACAGUUGAUUUGGACGUUAUAGUCAGAUCUAAGUUACUUAAUUUUUUGAAGUCUGAAUGUCAAACUAGAAACUGUUGUGUCAUCUAUGCUACACAUAUUUUUGAUGGGUUAGGUAAAAAUUGGUGUGAUAGAAUCAUUCAUCUUAAUAGUGGUAGAAAGACUGAUGAUGUUGAUGUUGGAAAUAUUUCAUUUGUUCACAAUGAAAAUGGUAAAGAUGUAGAGAUAUCUGAAGAGGAAAAGAGAUAUCAAAUCAAAUUGGCAGAAUCAUUACAUCCACUUGCCUUACAUUGGUUAAGAGCAGAUUUAGAAGAGAGAGGAUCUCGUGAAGAGGAAAAGGAAAUGAUGGCACGUAGACAUAAUGAUUGGAACAAUGAAAGAGAUGGUAAAUAUUUUGAUGGGGACGCGAGCACUUUGAUGAAUUAUUUCAAGGCUACUAGAAGUUAUGAAACUAGAGAAUAAACAAUACAGAUAGUAUAAAUAUGU